AUGGGGGACGCCAAGGGUCUCCAAAAUUGCCUAUCCAACGCCGGUUUGAAUCCAAACGGUCUCGACAACCUGAACUACUGGACACCUGCACACUGGGCCGUUUCUUCUAAACAUUUCGAUUGCCUUUUACAUCUAGCACCCUACGGCGCUCUGGAUACUCCCGCCGAACGGUCGCUUGCGACACCGCUACACCUGGCUGCUGAGUACGGGUUUGCUGACGCUGUCCGUUUUCUUCUUGCCAACUCCGCCCGAGUUAACUUGCAGGACUCAUCAGGUGAUACUCCUCUUCACAAAGCCGCUCGUAAAGGCCACAUGGAAUGCAUCAAGGCCUUGCUAAACCAUGCUGCUUGUACAGAUACGCGGAACUUUUAUGGACGAAGACCGUCAGAACUUUCGGCAAUGGCGGGACACUUCCAGAUCGCGUCCGCUCUCAAUGAAUUCACGAGGCUUCAGAAGCUUGAACCUGUCACCAAUACUGUCUGUCGUGUUCCACUUUCACCCUUAGGUACCCUAAAUCCCGGAUUCCGCAAUGGAUAUGUAUGUAAGCGUUCAAGAGGUUGUGUUGCGAUGGACUCUCUAGACGACGAUUCAGAUAAGCGUCUGCGUUUAUCUGGUAAGUUGUUGUGA
This is a messenger RNA of Dibothriocephalus latus, 627 nucleotides long. The record is from the annotation of a GenBank genome assembly. NCBI's taxonomy places the organism in Eukaryota, Metazoa, Platyhelminthes, Cestoda, Diphyllobothriidea, Diphyllobothriidae.